CAUUGUGUACAACGGUAAAACAAUAGAAAUUACAGCCACUUGACGGUAAUAAGUCUACGGUGUCGCGGACAAGUUUAGUUUCACGACGAAUCUCAAGCUCAGAAGUUGAUUGUCUUCAAAUCACUAACUUGAGAAUAAAAAACUUGUUUAUUUGAGCUGAAUAACUUGACACUAAGCUGUAAACACUCUCAACGCAAAUCAACAAGAAUUUGAAAGUUAUUCAAAUAAUUUCAAUGAUGUUUUGACAUCAUCAACGUGCCGGCAAUGCAAACAAUUGAAAUGAACACGUGGGAUCGAGAGUUAAUGAAUUAAAAAUCAAAGAAUUUUUAUUAAAUUAAUUUUUUUUUAAAUAAGCCCGCCUGAACAAUUACAUUUUCGUGUUGGCAAGACUGUCCGGAAAAUUUGGAAAGUGAACAGGUGUUUUUUGAAUGAUUUGUACGGAGGAGAGAGUAUAUACACAAUUGGGAUUCUAAGAUCACCUACCAGCGAGACUGAGUGUGUGAAAAAAAUAUUGUCUCUGACAACAAUUGAAAAAUUAUUUUAUUACUGUAACAAACUUUUUCAAAAGUGUACUUUUUAACUGGAGAUCCGUACGAUGAGUGAAAUCAUGCUCUGGAUUAUUAUUUGAGUCAUUAAAGACAAUCAAAAUAUUGGAAUAAAUAAAGGCUCUGAACGAGUAAAUAGUCCAGGUUAUGAAGACGAGGAGAAAGAAGAGAUAAUACAGCCUUUGGCAAUUUAUUUUUAAAGUAAAAACGAAAUUAAUUAUAAAAAUAAAUAUGCCACAUCAGUUUGGUUUACCAGCCAUGGCCCAUGGUAUGCAAUCACCACCCUCGCCGACUGCAGUAAUGUCGGCAUAUCCUCGUUACAGUUCAUCUGUCUAUCGAGCUGAUCAUCAAGAUCAAAGAUUAACACGAGAAGCUAUGGAACGUUAUUUACGUGAUCGAAGUGACAUGGUUAUCGUGAUUCUUCAUGCCAAAGUAGCUCAAAAAUCGUACGGUAACGAAAAACGAUUCUUUUGCCCACCGCCUUGUAUAUAUCUCUUUGGAGAUGGUUGGAGAAUGAGACAAGAACAAAUGUUGAGAGAUGGUGAGAGUGAACAAUCAGCUCAACUUUGUGCUUUUAUUGGAAUAGGAAAUUCUGAUCAAGACAUGCAACAAUUGGAUCUUAAUAACGGGAAACAAUAUUGUGCUGCAAAAACUCUUUACAUCUCGGACUCUGACAAGAGAAAGCAUUUUAUGUUGUCAGUGAAAAUGUUUUAUGGAAGUGGCCACGAUAUUGGUGUCUUUCAUAGUAAAAGAAUAAAAGUCAUCUCGAAACCUUCAAAGAAAAAACAAUCAUUGAAAAAUGCUGAUUUAUGUAUUGCAAGUGGAACAAAGGUUGCACUUUUUAAUCGACUACGGUCACAAACAGUUAGUACGCGUUAUCUUCACGUUGAAAAUGGCAACUUUCAUGCUAGUUCAACUCAAUGGGGAGCAUUUACGAUUCAUUUAUUGGAUGAUAACGAGAGUGAAUCUGAAGAAUUUCAAGUAAGAGAUGGUUAUGUUCAUUAUGGCAGUACAGUAAAACUUGUUUGCUCGGUAACAGGUAUGGCAUUGCCGAGACUUGUUAUCAGAAAAGUUGAUAAGCAAAUGGCAAGUUUAGAAGCUGAUGAUCCAGUAUCACAGUUACACAAGUGUGCGUUUUAUAUGAAAGAUACAGAUCACAUGUAUUUGUGUUUAUCACAAGAACGGAUAAUACAAUUUCAAGCUACCCCAUGUCCUAAGGAAGCUAAUAAAGAGAUGAUAAAUGAUGGUGCCUGUUGGACGAUUAUUAGUACUGAUAAAGCAGAGUAUCAAUUCUUUGAAGGUAUGGGCCCUGUACGUUCUCCAGUAACUCCAGUUCCUCUAGUUCACAGUCUUCAUCUUAAUGGUGGUGGAGAUGUUGCUAUGUUAGAAUUAAAAGGUGACAAUUUCACGCCAAAUCUGCAAGUCUGGUUUGGAGAUGUUGAAGCUGAAACCAUGUAUAGGUGUCAAGAAAUCAUGUUGUGUGUUGUGCCUGACAUUUCACUCUUCAGAGGUGAAUGGCUGUGGGUACGUCAGCCAACUCAGGUGCCUGUUUCACUGGUUCGUAAUGAUGGUAUCAUUUACGCUACUGGUUUAACCUUUACGUAUACUCCGGAACCUGGACCCCGACCACACUGUCAACCAGCCGACGAAAUUAUGAGAGCGCCAAGAGCUAUGCAUCACAAUCAAGCCAGCAUGCCCCCUGCUAUAGCUGAUGUCCCAUGGAAUUCUCAUCAUCCCCCUACUCAACCGGGUCUCUGAUAUCCUCUUGAACAUAAAUUUAUCAAUACUAUCUUCAAAUUUUUCGAUAAUAAUAAUGAAGACAGAUCUGAGAAAAUUUUAACUGCUUUAAAUUUCCAUACAAGAGAAUUUAUUAGUAAUUCUUGCCUUGAACAACAACGAGUUAAUUCUGAAAUAAAUCGGUCUAACUACGAUGAAAGAUUACGUUAAAUACUAUUUCAGAUGAAUUAUUAUGACAAAAUUCUAAUGCUAUGCAUUAUGAAUUAAUAAAUAUAAUUUGAGAAGUGUGUGAAGUAAUUUAUAAUUGAGAAUAUAAAUAAAGAGAUAUAUAUUGAUAGUGAAUGUAAAGUAAUCAGUGUAGUUUAUAUUUAAUUUUAAAAUAAUGUGUGAAAAUAAUUAUUUGAAAAUUCAUUUACAUUAUAUAUUUUUACCACCAGAUAUCAGUUUCACUUUUGCAAGUAGAUAUUUAUAUUUUAUAUCUAAUAAAUAACGGUGAGAGUAUGACAAGUAUUGAAAGUUUUAAGUCUUUAUCAGUAAACAAAUAAAUACCGUAAUGUAAAUAAUAUUUUAAGUGAUGAAGAUAACAAUCGAGGAUAUUAUUGUGUAAUCCAAUCAAUUGUUAUUUAAUUAAGAUAUGAUUUAUCCAUUCUUUUAGUCUCUAAAUAAUUAAUUGGAUAGUCGAAUUGAUAAUCAUGCAAUUAAUAUGAAAAUUUGAGGGAUAAUAAGCACGUAAAAGAUAUAAAUUAUAUAAAAUAUUGUAAAUACAUUGGCAUAAUAUAAUUUUGUUAUAACUAUGCGAUGUCUAUAUGUAUAAUAAAUUUAUACAUAUAUAUUCGUGUUUCAUAAGAGAAUAAGAAUAAUUACAUGCAUAUUAAUAUUAUUAUUACAAUAGCAUGAAUUAUUAAGUGAAAUAUUAAUAAAAAAACAAUUUGCACAGAGAAUGAAUAGGAGAAUAUUUGUAAUGUAAUGAACUAAUGAUACUGAAAAUGAAAAAAUAAAACAACUAUAAAUUUCUUUUUA
Messenger RNA from Chelonus insularis, 3302 nucleotides. RefSeq names its product recombining binding protein suppressor of hairless (gene Su(H)). Gene Ontology annotation, molecular function: RNA polymerase II cis-regulatory region sequence-specific DNA binding; DNA-binding transcription activator activity, RNA polymerase II-specific. The coding region runs from base 777 to 2303 and encodes 508 amino acids. The record is from RefSeq and is a predicted model, not a curated record. Gene Ontology annotation, cellular component: nucleus. The transcript is spliced from 2 exons. Lineage: Eukaryota; Metazoa; Arthropoda; Insecta; Hymenoptera; Braconidae. Gene Ontology annotation, biological process: regulation of transcription by RNA polymerase II.